Mus pahari (shrew mouse) is the source of this 2782-nucleotide messenger RNA. It is a transcript of the gene Mlc1, whose product is annotated as modulator of VRAC current 1. Gene Ontology annotation, biological process: regulation of response to osmotic stress. Gene Ontology annotation, cellular component: plasma membrane; endoplasmic reticulum; cytoplasmic vesicle. NCBI's taxonomy places the organism in Eukaryota, Metazoa, Chordata, Mammalia, Rodentia, Muridae. Bases 430 to 1650 code for a protein of 406 amino acids. The transcript has 12 exons. The record is from RefSeq and is a predicted model, not a curated record.
CAUGGUGGAAUUCCCAGCAGUUCAGGGGCCAGUUUUGCCCAAAUCAAGAACAUAAAGGUUUAUGCAGUCUGACAAAGGAGAUUUUCGUCGAGUAAUAAUGGGAGACAAAGAAUGACACUUAAAAAGAUGUAGACCUUUGAGUAGUUUUCUGUUUGGGGCCCAAGACUGGUCAGGAUCCACAUCCAGCUCUGGACUCUCCUAUCCUCAGUAAUGCUUCUCUUUCCAAGACAUCCACCUGGCUAGUAUGCAGUGAGGGGGACCAAGGGCUCUUCCUUUCCUUCUCAUAUUGGGAAAGCUCCAAGCCUGUGGUUAUGCAAUCAAGGAGGACAUUUCUAGGAUCCACUCCCUUAAUCUCCUCAUUAAAAUUCAGGAAGCUGUGUGCCUGCCCCUGGCUGAAGUGCCGUUUGGCCAAGAGCUUUUGUCCCACUUAUGAAUACUUCUUGCUGGAAGUCCAUCACCCAGAGGCCAGCUCUCCCAACCUCCGGACGAUCUCAGAGCGCCAUGACACGGGAGGGGCAGUUCAGGGAGGAACUGGGCUAUGACCGGAUGCCCACUCUGGAGAGGGGUCGGCAGGAUGCAGGACGGCAGGACCCAGGCAGCUACACCCCUGACUCAAAGCCCAAGGACCUGCAGCUGUCGAAGAGGUUGCCCCCGUGCUUCAGCUACAAGACAUGGGUAUUCUCUGUGUUAAUGGGGAGCUGCCUUCUUGUGACCUCUGGGUUUUCGCUCUACUUGGGGAACGUGUUCCCCUCCGAGAUGGAUUAUUUGCGCUGUGCAGCAGGCUCUUGCAUCCCCUCAGCAAUUGUGAGCUUCGCUGUUGGGAGGAGAAAUGUCAGCGCGAUUCCCAACUUUCAGAUAUUGUUUGUUUCCACGUUUGCCGUGACUACAACAUGUUUAAUCUGGUUUGGAUGUAAACUGAUCCUGAAUCCUUCAGCCAUAAAUAUUAAUUUCAACCUCAUCCUGCUCCUGCUGUUGGAGCUCCUCAUGGCAGCCACGGUGAUCAUCUCGGCCCGGUCCAGUGAGGAGCCCUGCAAGAAGAAGAAGGGUUCCAUCUCGGACGGCACUAACAUUCUGGAUGAAGUGACGUUUCCUGCUCGGGUCCUAAAGUCCUACUCUGUGGUAGAAGUGAUUGCUGGUGUCUCCGCUGUCCUCGGUGGGGUGAUCGCUCUAAACGUAGAGGAAGCUAUCUCGGGUCCACAUCUCUCGGUGACGUUCUUUUGGAUUUUAGUGGCUUGUUUUCCAAGUGCCAUUGCCAGCCAUGUGACAGCAGAAUGUCCCAGCAAGUGUCUGGUUGAGGUGCUGAUAGCUAUCAGCAGCCUCACAUCCCCGCUGCUGUUCACUGCCUCCGGAUAUCUGUCCUUCAGCGUGAUGAGAGUUGUGGAGAUUUUUAAAGAUUACCCACCAGCCAUCAAAUCUUACGAUGUACUCCUGCUGCUCCUGUUGCUGCUGCUGCUGCUUCAGGGGGGGCUCAACACUGGCACUGCCAUCCAGUGUGUGAGCUUCAAAGUCAGCGCCCGGCUGCAGGCUGCAUCCUGGGACCCCCAGUCCUGUCCCCAGGAGCGGCCAGCAGGGGAGGUGGUCCGAGGCCCCCUCAAGGAGUUUGACAAAGAGAAAGCCUGGAGAGCUGUGGUGGUGCAAAUGGCCCAGUGACUACAGGAUAAAGAGACUGAGUCUGGGUGUCUGCCCGGCCCCCAGCAUGCUCCACCGUAUGGACUCUAACCAUUGCACACGGCUACUGCUUUCUAACAUACUAUUUCCCUCCCACGAGGGCAGCCCAGGCUGCAAGAUGGCUUUUUAUUUCCUGUAGUAGUUUAACUUUGAAACAGGCAAAUGUUGAGUGUUGGGCCCUGUUAGGUUUCAGUGUGUGCAUCUCAGGUGACCCUAAUGGCCUGGGUGAUGCUUUUUUCCCAGCCCUCCUCACUUCCUGGGUUGACCCUCAUUCACCAGGACCUGGUGUUCUGGCCUUAGGGCACUUCCACGCCUUGGCAUGCUUGCCACAGUGCAGGGAUAGUUUGGCUGUGAGACUCACAGAUGGUUUGUAUAUCACCUCCCCAGACCCCAGCGGACAGAGAACCGAGGGACCUAUAGCAAGUGGGUCCUUUGUGAAGCUGGGGUUCGUUUUAGGGAUUGCCUUCUGGGAAGGGAGCCUCUGUGCUUGGGAAGACAGCAUGCCUUUACUGAGCUGGGGGAUCGAUGGGUUCCCUUCCAGGAAGGAUAGGGGAAACAGGGGUACAUCUUGUGCCUCAGAAGAACUGCCAGGGACAGGGAGAUAGUGAAAAUCCUUCUAGGCAGCUCACUUGUAGAUGCACAUGACUCUGCCAGGAUUCAGGAAAAGCGUGGUCAUUUUCAAACAGAGGGAUGCAAGGACAGCACCUGACAGGGAUCACGUAGGAGCAGAGCGGCCCCGUACCCAGUGUCAGGGACUUCCGGUCCUAUCUCCAUCCUCUGCGGCCUGCCCCAAACAAGUUCCAUGAGAGGUCAUUUUUGCUUGCCUAUGUGCGGAGCCCACUGGGCUUGGGGCCUUUGCAGCUCUAUCUACCACAUGCUAUUGGGUGGGAAGGGUCCCACUGGGCUGACAAGCCAUCGCUGGAAGUCUUGAGCUUUCAAGGACUAGAAUGAGGCGGCAAGAGCAUUGCUGCCGGCUUGUACUUCUAAUUUUAGAGUUUUGUUGUUGUUGUUUUUUAACUGACUCAUAUAAGUGGGGUCUGAAAAUCGUCUCUUGUAUACUUUUGUCUGUUAUAGAUUAAUAUGCUUGAACAAUAAAUGCUAACGAGCAAAUGUG